Molecule: messenger RNA, 493 nt
Organism: Aspergillus candidus
Lineage: Eukaryota; Fungi; Ascomycota; Eurotiomycetes; Eurotiales; Aspergillaceae
Exons: 1
Coding region: 142-393 (83 amino acids)
Source: RefSeq, a predicted model, not a curated record
AUAAAGACACCUUCCUCUUUUCUUUCCUGUUUCAUUCCCAUAUUUCUUUUCCAUUCCCCUUCUGUCUUAACAUCUCUUACUUAGACUACUGUUUACCAUCUAUCCACACAUCUUGUCCAUGUCUACUUCCCCUUCUUGUUCAUGUGUUACCUACCUCAUACAUCUUGUUAUUACUCUAUUAUCUUCACUUUUUUGGAUCUUUCUCUUCUCCCCCUUUUGUAUUUCUUCGUCAUUGGCCCAUGCCACAUCUUAUCCCUUGUAUACAUGCCUGUCUAUCUGCCUGUACAUUCGAUACCCAUCCCUCCAUCCAUGCAUGUCUGCAUUAUGGUUGAUUUUGAUUUCAAAUUAGAGUCUGGUCUUCUUUUUGCCUUUGAUUCUGGAUCUCGAUGUUGAUCUCAUCCAUUUAUGUCCAUGAUUCAAUUUAAUUACUUUACAUACAUACAUACAUACAUUUUCUGCUCUGUCUGAUUUCAAUUCCUUCGACUGUCUCUAC